Molecule: messenger RNA, 830 nt
Organism: Loxodonta africana (African savanna elephant)
Lineage: Eukaryota; Metazoa; Chordata; Mammalia; Proboscidea; Elephantidae
Gene: LRAT
Product: lecithin retinol acyltransferase
Exons: 2
Coding region: 12-698 (228 amino acids)
Biological process (GO): vitamin A metabolic process; retinol metabolic process
Cellular component (GO): rough endoplasmic reticulum
Molecular function (GO): phosphatidylcholine-retinol O-acyltransferase activity
Source: RefSeq, a predicted model, not a curated record
UUCCUUGCAGGAUGAAGAACCCAAUGCUGGAGGUGGCGUCCCUUCUGCUGGAGAAGCUGCUCCUCAUCUCCAACCUCUUCAGUUUGGGUGGUCCGGAGGAGGGCAAGGCGAAGAGCAGUUUUUACGAGGUUAACUCUUUUCUCCGCGGCGACGUGCUGGAGGUGCCCCGGACCCACCUGACCCACUACGGUAUCUACUUGGGUGACAACCGCGUCGCCCACAUGAUGCCCGACAUCCUGUUGGCCCUGACCGACGACCAGGGGCUCACGCAGAAGGUGGUAUCCAACAAGCGUCUCAUCCUGGGUGUCAUUGUUAAGGUGGCCAGCAUCCGCGUGGACACGGUGGAGGACUUCGCCUACGGAGCCGACAUCCUGGUCAAUCACCUGGACGAGUCCCUCCAGAAGGAGGCCCUGGUCAACGAGGAGGUGGCGCUGAGAGCGGAGAAGCUGCUGGGCAUAACUUCCUACAGUCUACUGUGGAACAACUGCGAGCACUUCGUGACCUACUGCAGAUACGGCACCCGGAUCAGCCCCCAGGCGGACAAGUUUUGUGAGAAUGUGAAGAUAAUUAUUCGUGAUCAGAGAAGCGUUCUUGCUUCAGCAGUCUUGGGAUUGGCGUCUAUAGUCUGUCUGGGCUUAGCAUCAUAUACUACGCUUCCUGCAAUUUUCAUUCCAUUCUGCUUAUGGAUGGCAGGCUAACUUCACACCCCCAUGUCAGUGUGUAUAUUCUGUGUGGAAAUAUGUUUAUAUUUAUAGAGCACAAAUCACUAUAAGCAUUGUUGAGAAAAAUGUGACCUGUAACACUGUUCUGGAUAAAAAUGUGAUUAAGAA